AUGAAGAAUACUGGUACCAGUACAAACACUGCACCUAAUAUAUCCAGACCUAGUGAAGUCUUUUAUAAUAAACUAACACCAGCAUUAAAAGAUAAGGGAAUAGAUACAUUAGAUAAUCGUAAAGAAUGGCCUCUAAAUAUCCUAGUUAAAGUUUUACAAGAGUUAAUGGAAGAAACACCUGCUGAUCUGUUAGCUAGGGAGUUAUGGUGUUCUAGUACUGGAGCUAGUGAAUGGUGGUUGAUGACAAAAACCUACUCUAGAUCAGUGGCUGUCAUGUCUAUGAUAGGUUAUAUCAUUGGUCUAGGUGAUAGACAUUUAGAUAAUGUAUUGGUAGAUCUAGCUACAGGAGAGGUGGUCCAUAUUGAUUAUAAUGUAUGUUUUGAGAAAGGGAAAGGCUUGAGAGUACCUGAACGUGUUCCAUUCAGAAUGACACCCAAUAUACAAACAGCACUUGGUUUAACAGGUGUAGAGAGUAUGCAGAGUUUAUCAAGUGAAGAAAGUUUAGUAUUAGCUAGUGAAGAGAAAUAUUUUCAACAUGAAGAGAGUAUAGCUCAGAGAUUACGCUGGGCAGCUGGAGCUAAUCCUAAUCUUAAUCUCAUACUCAUACAAUUUGAAGAGACUAGUCAACAUAGAAAGACAAUGUUAGCGGAAGAAAGAAAGAGAUGUACAGAUAUUAUUAAUUGGUGUCAAGGUAUAUUACAUUUUGAAGCAUCGAGAACAAGAACAUCAGAGGCUAUUUCUUCUGAUAAUAACUUUCAUACAUUGAUCAAGAGGUGUAUGGAAUGUUGUGUUUUAAUGGAAACAUGUAAUAGUUAUGUAACACCACUUGAAUUACAACUAGUUGAGAAAAAGCCACUAAAGAAAGAUGGUAAAGUUGAUAAUAAAUGGUUAGAAGAAUGUUUAGAAGUUAUUGAUGUUUCUACCACUGAGAAUAAAACUAAACAUGAUAAAAUGUUAGCACAGUUUAAAACACAGAAAAUAUCUUGUCAAGAUAAAGUGAAUGAUAUUAAAGCUAUAUUAAGUAGUCAUCAUAAAUUGAUGUCAGAUAUUAGAUCAAUUCUAAAAUCACUGGCCAAGCAAGAAGAGACAGAAUAUGGUGAAGUUAUUACAGAGGGUGGUAUUAGACAAUAUCUAGUACAAUAUAAGACAUUCUCUGAGAGUUUAUCACUGGUAUUAAAAGGUAUUAUACAAGAUGAGGAGGAUAGAGAGAAUAUGAAACAAUCUAGAGUUGUGAUGACUGAAUUAUUGACAGAAAUACCCCAGAUAUAUGACAAUUUGAUUGAUUUAGCUCCACCAUUGAUAACUUUGGUUGAUAAAGAUAUAUGUGAGUUUAUUUUAAGAUUUUUGUUUAAAUGUGUUGGUUCUGUCUGCAUAGCUACUAAGAAGAUAAAAGAAAGUGAUGGUGUAGCAAGUCCAGGUAGAAAGCCUUCUUCAUUCUAUAAAGAUACAGUAGCAUCAACCCCACCCAACAGUUCUCAAAAUAUACCUUCUAAACUACAGAGUACCCCUGUUGUAAAGAAAGAUAAAAUUGCCAGAGAUCCCAGGACAGGAAAAGCUAUACAAGAAAGAAAUACGUAUGCAGUAGGUGUAUGGAGAAGAGUUAAGAUGAAAUUAGAUGGUAGAGAUCCUGAUAUUAAUAAACGUCUAUCAGUAGCUGAACAGGUAUAUACAAAUUAUUAUCAGUUUAGAAACAGUUAUUUAAGGUUGAUUAUGUUAUAA
Lottia gigantea (owl limpet) is the source of this 1719-nucleotide messenger RNA. RefSeq lists its product as hypothetical. The transcript has 16 exons. Bases 1 to 1719 code for a protein of 572 amino acids. Gene Ontology annotation, cellular component: nucleus. NCBI's taxonomy places the organism in Eukaryota, Metazoa, Mollusca, Gastropoda, Lottiidae. Gene Ontology annotation, molecular function: kinase activity. The record is from RefSeq and is a predicted model, not a curated record.